AUGUCAUCACGUCGCCCUUCCCAGUCUGGCCAGCGCCGACCCACCACUCCUGUCCCUGGACAUCGUCGCAGUCUUGAUGUUUAUGGUGAAGACCCGGUCUCCCCGACGCAGACUAAUGCUCCGGCCCAGCCAGUCCGCGUCGAGCGACGGCCAAGCAUCAGUUCGUACCAGGCUGUUGUGGAAGAUGUGGCUAACCAAUUGGACAGGUUCUCGAUGCACCCACAGUCGGUGCCAUCUCAUAUGUCGGGGGCUCUGGAGCCCAACACCUCUCGCCGUGGUUCGAGAAGUCAGGGCCAUCGCCCACAGCUUUCUGAUCCGUUUCGGUCGGGAACGGCAGAGCUUUCUCGCAGAAAUGCAAUUCGUCGCCCUUCUGAAUCUCGACCUGCCGCUCCUGGCCAGGGCGCCGUUGCACCCUUGCGCCUGGCUGGCAGGUCACAGAGCCGCGGACCUCAGUCCUCAGGCAAUGCGGCGAUGAUGCCUCGGGAUCCCCGCCGCGACGCUCACAAUCCAGCGAGCUUUCGGUCAAGGGCUGCCGACACGGGCUACCCGCCCGUCGACAUCCGUGGCCCUCAUGCCCCUGAUCGUCCCCUUCCGUCAUCUCGAUCACACUCUCGUCCUCGACCGCCGCCUUUGGAUUUAUCUCGGACGCGACGCGGCGCCCAGAGCCAUGGCGUGACCGUUGUUCGUGGUCCCCCUUCUGCUGGACAAGACUCACGAAGCAACUCUCAAUCUGGAUCUGUUACACGUGAACGCUCAUCGCGCGGCACUUCUGGCUCACGACGACCAGCUCAUUACACUCCAGAGACGCCGACGGGUCCGAGCGACUGGCAGAGGCUGGUGCAGAUCCUUGACAUGCUCCCCGAGCCGUCCCGGUCGCAGGCAACCAGUGCUGCCCUGCAACUGAUGCUACCGCAAAGGGGCCCCUCCGAGUACGUCAACGUCUGGGAUGCAUUCAGCGAACUCAUAGAGAAGUCAUCGCUCAACGAGGAGCUGAAGUACAACGCAAACUUUUUCGCGCAUCGCAUCACUAUGCCUGCCGAUAUGCCUACGGGGUAUCGCAACGCAACGGACGCGCUCGGUUCAGCCUCAUCGAGAAGCUCGUCGUCGGCCACCUCAGGUCACGUUUCGCCCAGGUACGGCCCAGGAUCACGCCCACCGACCUCGUCGUCUCGUUUUCGUGAGCACCUAGAUAGUCCGACUUCCUCCCCAGGCUCUCCGUCAGAUGGGCCUCGCGGCCGUCGUAGCCGCCGUCCAAGCUUGAGGGGUGUCGUGGAUGCAGUUGGGGGCAUGUUCCGAGCACUGAGCCAGUCACAAACACGAGGCAACUCCGGGACCAGCUCGAGGCGACGAGAGUCGCGAGACCGGACACAAUCUCAUCAUCGGCAUCGAUAA
Messenger RNA from Neoarthrinium moseri, 1392 nucleotides. RefSeq lists its product as uncharacterized. The transcript has a single exon. NCBI's taxonomy places the organism in Eukaryota, Fungi, Ascomycota, Sordariomycetes, Amphisphaeriales, Apiosporaceae. The record is from RefSeq and is a predicted model, not a curated record. Bases 1 to 1392 code for a protein of 463 amino acids.